Molecule: messenger RNA, 1653 nt
Organism: Aspergillus vadensis CBS 113365
Lineage: Eukaryota; Fungi; Ascomycota; Eurotiomycetes; Eurotiales; Aspergillaceae
Product: folliculin domain-containing protein
Exons: 6
Coding region: 1-1653 (550 amino acids)
Biological process (GO): positive regulation of GTPase activity; positive regulation of TORC1 signaling
Cellular component (GO): cytosol
Molecular function (GO): GTPase activator activity
Source: RefSeq, a predicted model, not a curated record
AUGGCAAGCAGGCAGAGAAGAAAGGGAGGGAGGGAGAGAGGGGGGAGGGAUGUGCUUUGGCCCCCAGAGCCACUGGAAGCACAACAGGCAGAUCGAGGAUGUAAAUGGGAGAGGGAUGGAACCGGAAACCGAUGCACCGCUCCACUUCCGGGCUUCUCUUGUUCCCCCCCCUUCUACUUACCUUUCCGAUAUCCUUUCCCUCCACUACUACUGCUACUACUUACUGCUACUGGCUCAUACUACUACUUACUCUUCCCAACCAUAACUUUCACGGAUAUGGAUUUCAUUCUUUCUUUGACGCAUUUCUGCGAGGUGCAUGGUCCUACCUCGAUCAUCUGCUCGCAGGUCCUACCGUUCCCCUGUUCACAAUGCUAUCCCGACAAAUCUGAUUGCUCUCCCGACGAUACCCCUGCCACUUCUCACGACACCGUUUCAUCUCACGGCCUGCAGAGCCGCACGAAUAACAAAUCUACCCCAAAUAAACCCUCAGAAAAGAAUAACGACUCCUCCGAGAGGUCUCCCAGAAUAGAAGACCAUCCCUAUUUCCUGAAAGGCCAGGCCACGCCGGCUGAUACUCAACAAAGACUCAACUUUCUUGGUGGCGCAGACGGCGACACGUGCGCCAGUUGCAGCUUGACUCUACCUGAAGAUGUGAGCAAGCAGCUGCCCCCAGGUGCGCCAGGAACGGCCCGAAGUGACGGCAAGGGGAGGAACGGCAGUCCUGUUCUACGAUCUAGAGAGGUCGUCUACUCUUGUGGGACCAGUCACGCCGACCACGAUGAUACCACACACGACCCGCAUGUCCAUGCUUCAUACCCGGACUCUCUUCAUUCGGCCUCUGUUACAUCGGACGCCUCCUGUCAUACACACAUCCUCACCUAUCUUUCAUUGCGCGGACCCCCCAACCCGGCUGAUUACGCGCUUCUGCGACGCUCCUCCAUUCGAACACUGAGUUGCGAACUCUUGCCCCGCGGUCUUUCCUCGGGCCCGAUAUGUUUUGGCGAUUCUUCUGCAGGCUAUACCAUAGCUUACAUCUUUCGCCUGCCCGACCCCAUGGCUCGCGGGAAACGGCGUAGCUAUGCCCUUGUCGCAUUGGCAGGCAAAGACGCCGGUCGAGCAUUCCGUGCCUGCCCUGUGAUUUGGCGCGCAUUCGGUCGCAUUGCCACGGGCAUUGUCAACUCAGCGGAGAAAUACCAGGAAGAAGAAAAGCGUCGCGAUGAACAAAACAACGCAUUGAAUAGACGCGGGAGCAAACAGUAUACCCCUGUUUCGUCCUUCCUCACAGGGCGCGCUCUUGAUCCGGACGGACAGCUUCGUCGACCCGGUCAAGUUCGAGCGAGAAACCUUUCGGAAAUCGUGGGAAACCAAUACAUCUUUGCUGAAAUACAUGCACACUUUGUUGCGCUUCUGCAGCAGUUGGGUACGAUGUUUGGAGCCUCGCCCAUUUCAGAAGAACGAUUCGUGUGCAGCACAGUGCGCGAAGAAGACGCCACUGCUUCACGGAAAUCUUCAUUAGUUCCUGGUGGCAAGGAGAAGCCGCAGGAUAAGCUUUCGCGCCAAUACGAGGACAGCGAUCUAGGAAUGUCCACUUUGGACAUCUCCUCGGGGCCCAAGCCGAUCCCUAUUGCACCUCGCCGACCAGUGAUCGCAUAG